AGCUGCAGCAGUAGCAAUAGUAAUUAACCUUUCUAGAACUCAUAUCUUAAUACUACUGUGGAUGUCUGCGACAAUAAAGGCGAGGUUAAUUAGCCAUUCAGUGUGUGGUUAUUUAACAAUAGCUAAAAACAGUAUGGAGACGUCGUUUCCUGCCCAGCCACAUUCCAUUUAAUGGGAAGGGGAACUGAGGAAAAGAUAAGUGUUGAAUGAUCUGGAGCAGUAAGAGGUUGUGGCGGCCUCAUCAGUAGCUGUCACCACGGCGGGGGACCUUCGGGCCUCCGUCUGUAGGGUGGUCAUCUACCUCCAAAAGGACAUGUCUGGAGACAGCUGCCUACCCCAGCAUCACGCCCAGCCCAACUCCACCUCCCCAGCCCCUCCUCUGACCUGUCCCAAGACCAACACCUGCAGUUAUCGAGGCACAGUUGCCCUGGAGAAUAAGUAUGUCCGGCUUAAUGUCGGUGGUACCCUGUUUUACACCACACUGCAAGUACUGACCAGGCAGAACUCCAUGCUGAAAGCCAUGUUCAGUGGAAAGAAGGAAGUGUUUACUGAUAAAGAAGGUUGGAUCCUGAUUGACCGCAGUGGGAAACACUUUGGCAGCAUCAUUUGCUAUCUGCGUGAUGGCACAGUCACCUUACCCAAAGGCCGCCAGGCUGUCCAGGAGCUGCUGGCUGAGGCAAAGUAUUACUUCAUCCAGGGCCUGUUGGAACUCUGUCAAAACACACUUCAGGGGAAUAAAGAGCAAGCCUUGUGUGUUAUCCCUGUUGUCACCUCCAGUAAGGAAGAGGAGAAGCUCAUCCAGUCUUCUACCAAGCCUGUGGUAAAGCUCGUCUACAACAGAAGCAAUAACAAGUAUUCCUACACGAGUAACUCAGAUGACAAUCUGUUGAAGAACAUUGAGCUGUUUGACAGGCUAUCUCUCAGCUUCAAUGGCCGUGUCCUCUUCAUCAAAGAUGUGAUUGGAGACGAGAUCUGCUGCUGGUCCUUUUACGGCCUGGGGCGCAAGCUGGCAGAGGUGUGCUGUACCUCCAUCGUCUACGCCACAGAGAAGAAACAGACCAAGGUGGAGUUUCCUGAAGCUCGUAUCUAUGAGGAAACUCUGAACACCUUGCUGUAUGAGGUGAUGCCGCUGCCCGAUAACUCCCUGCUGGAGGCCACUCGUCGAAGCUACAACAACUGUGGCUCUCACAGUGAGGAGGAGGAGGGGCCCGGAGGAGCUGAGCUCCGCGAGCGUGUCCGUCGGAUCCACGUGAAGCGGUACAGCACGUACGAUGACUGGCCACUGGGACACUGAAGCUACAAAUCACUGGACAGAUGUUGGCUUUUCACAACGAUGAUGAACAUUCAAACACGAAGUCUGUUCAUACUCAUAUGUUUCUAUUUUGAAUUUUUAUAUUGUCUUUUUGUUUUAUUAUCUCCACCACUAUCUAAGAAAAGUCUGAAAUGUGGCUUUGAUAUAUGUGCAUGUGACUUUUUAUUCUAGGUAGUUGUGGUGGUUUACUAUAGUUAGUAGUAGUGUCUGCCCUGUCCAUCAUAACUUAAUAAUUAUUAUCAGUGGACUCAGCACAACUAUUCAUGACCAGAAAUAUUGGCACCCCUGUAUUUCUGUCAGAUAACACACCACUUCUCCCAGAAUAUUGUUGUACUCGCAAAUUCUUUGAUAUUCUCAUGUUUAUUUGGAACAACAAGAAAAAAGCCCAUUCUGAUACACAAAUCUGAAAGACCUGGAGCAGCUGGCAAAAGAAGAGUGGUCUAGUAGAGAGGUAGAAGAAACUCAAGUGAUAUGUUAUUUUGUCCAAAGGGUGUGCUAUCAAAUUAAGUUGAGGGUCAAAAAUUCUGUCCAGGUCAUUUUUGAAGUUCUUUGUGGAUUUGGAUUUUUUCUCUACUUUUUAUGUUGUUCCAAUGCAAACCGAAGAAAUAAACAUGAGAAUACCAAAAGACUUUGUGAUUGCAACAAUUUUCUGGGAGAAAGUGGUGUGUGCUAUCUGACAGAAAUGCAGGGGUACCUAGAAAAUGCCUAGAAAAGUGUUUAUAUUAUUAAUGUUUGAGUAGUGGAGGACAAAUCACUAAUGUUCACUACUUUUUGUAGAUGAAAUAUUGUUACAGUCAUUGCACUUGCACUCUGAAUCAACAGGAUUCAUAUUCAUAGCUAGUAUUCAUAUGCAUUUAUAAAAUUUAAAGCAGUUUGCCAAAGAUUAAUCUGUUUUAGUGUUACCUGAAUAAAUGUGUCUAACAUGUUUGAAUACAGUUUACCAUAAAACAUGGCAGCUCUCGGAAGCGGUCAACACACAAGUCUGUCCUCCCCUGGUGGUUGGUUGCAGUAUGGUCAUAAAACUCGCCCCUUACAUGUUAACAGAUGGGACAUGAGUCGAGCUAAGAAUUCAAAGUACAAGUCAAAUAUAUUUUUCCCAAAGGUGAUUUCGGCCAUUUUAGAUAUGUAUUAUGCUGAUUUGUGUACAAGUAAU
Messenger RNA from Monopterus albus (swamp eel), 2465 nucleotides. It is a transcript of the gene tnfaip1, whose product is annotated as tumor necrosis factor, alpha-induced protein 1 (endothelial). Gene Ontology annotation, biological process: protein ubiquitination; protein homooligomerization; proteasome-mediated ubiquitin-dependent protein catabolic process. Gene Ontology annotation, molecular function: protein binding; ubiquitin-protein transferase activity. Bases 314 to 1294 code for a protein of 326 amino acids. The record is from RefSeq and is a predicted model, not a curated record. Gene Ontology annotation, cellular component: Cul3-RING ubiquitin ligase complex. NCBI's taxonomy places the organism in Eukaryota, Metazoa, Chordata, Actinopteri, Synbranchiformes, Synbranchidae. The transcript is spliced from 8 exons.